AUGGGAAGUAAAGAAGAAUUUUUGGAGGAGCUGCUCGACGUUGAAAUAAAGCUCCAAGAUGUUCAAGGCCAAAUAAAGUCGUUGCUUGACCAGCAAGAAGAGCUUUAUGAGAGACAAUCUGAACUGAAAGCUCUGUUAGAUCAUUUUGAAUCGUCUAGAAGCUGUGGUGAGGAUGAAACUUCUGUUUCCUUGAAGAACUGGUCUGGAACUUUUGAAUGGGACUCCCAGGCUGAUGACAUUAGGUUUAAUGUUUUUGGCAUAUCUUCAUAUCGCAUAAAUCAGCGCGAGAUUAUAAAUGCGAUCAUAAGUGGAAGAGAUGUCCUGGUAAUAAUGGCUGCUGGUGGAGGCAAGAGUCUGUGUUACCAACUUCCUGCAGUCCUUCGCAAUGGAGUCUCUCUUGUUGUCAGUCCUUUACUUUCUCUUAUUCAAGAUCAGGUAAUGAGUUUGGCUGCAUUAGGUAUUCCAUCAUUCAUGUUGACGUCAACAACAAGCAAGGAAGAUGAGAAGUUCAUAUAUAAAGCUCUUGAAAAGGGUGAAGGGGAGCUCAAAAUAUUGUAUGUCACACCUGAAAAGAUAUCAAAAAGCAAGAGAUUUAUGUCAAAACUUGAAAAAUGUCAUCAUGCUGGUCGCCUAUCUCUAAUUUCUAUUGAUGAGGCACAUUGCUGUAGUCAGUGGGGCCAUGAUUUUCGUCCAGAUUACAAGAAUCUUGGUAUAUUAAAGACUCAGUUUCCUGAUGUUCCUCUGAUUGCUUUAACUGCAACUGCUACAAAGAAAGUACAAGAUGAUCUGAUAGAGAUGCUACAUAUUCCAAAAUGCAUUAAAUUUAUGAGCACCGUGAACAGGCCCAAUCUCUUUUAUAUGGUACGAGAAAAAUCGUCUGUCGGAAAGUUGGUAGUUGACAGAAUAGCUGAAUAUAUACAAACUUCAUAUCCAAAUAAUGAAUCUGGGAUAGUGUAUUGCUUCUCCAGAAAGGAGUGUGAACAGGUUGCAAAAGAAUUGCGUGACAGGGGGAUUUCGGCUGAUUACUAUCAUGCCGAUAUGGAUGUCAAUUCUCGUGAGAAAGUUCAUCUGCGGUGGAGCAAAAGCAAGUUACAAGUCAUUGUUGGCACGGUUGCAUUUGGCAUGGGAAUCAACAAACCAGAUGUCAGGUUUGUCAUCCAUCACAGCUUAAGCAAAUCAAUGGAAACGUAUUAUCAGGAGAGUGGUAGAGCUGGAAGAGACGGACUUCCUUCUGAAUGUUUGUUAUACUUUAGACCAGCCGAUGUUCCUAGGCAGAGCUCAAUGGUCUUCUAUGAAAAUUCCGGGUUGCAGAAUCUCUAUGACAUCGUGCGAUAUUGUCUGUCCAAAACACAAUGCCGUCGAGGUGCUUUCUUCAGACAUUUUACUGAGUCUUUACAAGACUGCAAUGGAAUGUGCGAUAACUGUGCCUUCUCUAGUGAGGUCAAGGAAUUGGAAGUCUCUGGUCAUGCAAAACUUAUGGUAUCUUUGUUGCAAGAUACGCAAGAGAAUGACCAAAGGCUGACAAUGUUGCAAUUGGUUGACAAGAUGAAGAUCAAGAACAAGAAUAUAAGUCCUCAGCUAAAAAAGGAGGAAUUAGAACAACUUGUUAUUCAGCUUAUAGUGGAUCAUGUUUUGAAAGAAGAAUUCCAGCAUACUGCUUAUUCCACAAAUGCUUAUGUUACCUUAGGACCGUUUGCGAAGCAAGUAUUGCAUGGAAAGAAAAUUAUUAAGCUUGAGGUUUAUAGUGGAGAGAGAAACAGCUCAACAAAUACGAAAUUGAGCAAGCGCGGUAGAUCUUGUGGGCUGAAAUUUAAGCUUGAUGAGCUGCGAAAGGAACUUGCUUCUCUUGAUGGGGGAAUAUUUCCUCAUUCAGUAUUAUCUACUCAACAAAUUAACAUGUUGAGCGCUGAGAAACCAGGAUCAAUGGAACAGUUGGAGAAGAUUAUUGGAAAGUUGAAGGCAGAUAAAUAUGGGAAGAAAAUUCUAGAUGCAAUUGACAACUAUGAAUCAACGCACCAAAUGGAUGAUGAUUUUUCAGACGAUGGGGAAGAUUCUGCAGGCAGAGCCGCUAAGAAGUCUAAAACCAAAAAAGGUCUUGUUGUCAUUGAGAGUAGUGGAGACGAAGCAUGA
This is a messenger RNA of Fraxinus pennsylvanica, 2130 nucleotides long. The record is from the annotation of a GenBank genome assembly. NCBI's taxonomy places the organism in Eukaryota, Viridiplantae, Streptophyta, Magnoliopsida, Lamiales, Oleaceae.